CUUCGGUAAGUCUUUCUGGCUUUUCGGUCCGAAUCCACAAGUGUCCGCAGCCGGGCAAGUGUAUCCUCGGUCCAGCCGACGAGAGCUCCAGGCGGCGCUCGUUUCUUUUCACCGGACCGAAUUUUCCCGCACGUUCCUCUUAGGCCCAUCGCUGAGAACAAAUAAAGCUGAUAUUCGCGUUUCCCCCCCAACCUUUAUUUGGAUUAAAUAUUUGAGGAUUCCCAGUAAUAUUUUUCAAGGUGGCGUAGUCGGACCCUCCCUCGCUUCCCAGCAUGCUGAGUUUCCUGCGCAGGACGCUGGGGCGGCGCUCCAUCCGCAAGCAUGCAGAAAAAACGCGGCUACGGGAGGCCCAGCGCGCGACCACGCACAUCCCGGCGGCCGGCGAUGCCAAAUCCGUCAUCACUUGCCGGGUGUCCCUGUUGGAUGGAACCGACGUCAGCGUCGACCUGCCGAAAAAAGCCAAAGGUGAGGAGCUGUUUGACCAGAUUAUGUACCAUCUGGACAUAGUCGAAAAAGACUACUUUGGCCUGCGCUUCAUGGACUCUGCCCAAGUUCCGCACUGGCUUGAUGUGACGAAAAGUAUCAAAAAGCAAGUAAAAAUUGGCCCACCGUACUGCCUCCACAUGAGAGUUAAGUUCUACUCCUCUGAGCCCAACAACCUGCACGAGGAGCUUACCAGAUACCUUUUUGUAUUGCAGUUGAAGCAAGACAUCCUCAGUGGAAAGCUCGAAUGCCCAUUUGAAACGGCGGUGGAGUUGGCCGCCUUCUCGCUACAGGCGGAACUAGGGGAUUGCGACCCGCUAGAACACAGUCUGGACUUGGUAUCAGAAUUUCGAUUUAUCCCCGAACAGACUGAGGAUGUUGAGGUGGCUAUUUACAACGCAUGGAAGGAGUGCAGAGGUCAAACACCCGCACACGCUGAAAUCAACUACUUAAACAAAGCAAAAUGGCUAGAAAUGUAUGGCGUGGACAUGCAUAUGGUUCAGGCACGAGAUGGUAAUGAGUACAGUCUGGGUUUGACACCCACUGGUGUGUUGGUGUUUGAGGGGCAAACCAAGAUUGGCCUCUUUUUCUGGCCUAAAAUUACUCGCCUGGAUUUCAAAAAGAGCAAGCUGACUCUGGUGGUUGUGGAGGAUGAUGAUCAGGGGAAAGAGCAGGAGCACACCUUUGUCUUCAGAAUGGACCACCCAAAGGCCUGUAAGCACCUCUGGAAGUGUGCUGUGGAGCACCACGCUUUCUUCCGGCUGAGGGGACCAGUACAAAAGAACUCUGCACGCUCCGGGUUCAUCCGCAUGGGAUCACGCUUCAGAUACAGUGGAAACACAGAGUACCAGACAACAAAGUCCAAUAAAGCCCGCCGGUCAGCCUCCUUUGAAAGGAGGCCGAGUCGACGUUAUUCUCGAAGAACAAUGCAUAACAGAGGAACUUUCCAUCCUCAAGAGGUUCUUUCAUCGGGCAACGGAGUCAACGCCAGCAAAGACAAGCACGUUUCUCCCGGACGAGGCGCCUGGUCGGGUGUGCCGGUGGUGAACGUCGCACCUGCUGUCGUUUGCGGCCCAUUGGAAAUUGAGCCUCUGCCCAGGAGUCCUGGAGGGGAAAAGAGAAGUUUGUCCUUGGCAGCUGACCCGAUCGAGACGUGCAUCGAUGAUGUCCUCAGGGCUCCCUCUGCUUCCGCCACUCCUACCACGAAAGCUGUCGAUGAGGCGGGACCGAGUACCGGCUACUCCCCUCCCAGUGGCACUGGCGAAGAGAUGCUCAGCCUCACUGAAACGGCAGCCCGUCUCAAGCAGCUCGAGUUGGAUAGCAGUCCACGUCUGGCCAAGAAUAAAGUCAACAUCAAUAUGGUCAUGAAUAAUCAGGAAGACAUUGUGAAGCUCAGAGAGAAAUGUUGUCUGAACAGCGCAGGAAAUAGUCCGGUAGUCACGCCGCUGCGAGCCCCGGAUGACCUGAAGAGUAACAUCCUGAAAGCGCAAGCUGAGGCCGCCAUUCUUAAGGUUGGUUUGGAGGAACAUGUUCCAGUGAUGGUGGAUAAGAACAGUAAUUUGCAGGAAAACUCCUCCAGGUUGCGGUUGCGCACCGGCCGUCUGGGCAGUAACUCAUCUCUGUCUGUUAGCACUCGCCCGGAUGUUCAAGACUCUUGGGAUCUGCUCAAGCCUUCUUCGCUGGUGUCAUCAGCAGGCACCAGUGCUGAGAGGUUAGCUGAAGAUUCAACCCCCCCUCUACCCAAGUUGCCAUCAGACUCUGUUGUUGACGGUGUCACACUAAAGGUUAAAGGAGAUGAAGUUGACAUUCCAACCACAAACCCAUCACUGCCUGAUAAUUUGAUUGACUUCACUGAUCCAAUUCCAGUUUUGCCACCUGUGCAGCCGCCGAAAGCUCCCAUCACCCCUCGCUGGAUCAUUCCUACCGCUGCUCCUCCUGGUGUCUUUACUAACGGCCUGCUCGACCUCGAGCGCCCCGCUAAGGUCACCGCUCUCCCCCCCGUGGACGGGGGGGCCGCUCUCACCUCAGCCCUCCCUCACCCCGCUCACACAUUUCAUACCAGCUCAAUGAGCAUUAUGGGUCAGCAGGCAGCCUCGGAGGAUGGAGCCACAACCAGAGGUCUCCUGACCACUGAGCUCUAAUACCCCAAAACCAGCUGAGUCGGCAGCCCGGCGUGACAUUUUUAAAGUAACCGCACACACACACACGCCAACAAACGAUCUGGACUGGAACCAGGACCAAGAACGUCACACAUCAGGUUUAGUUUAAAAAGUCCAUCAUGCGUAUCGCGACUGCUUCCAUCCAUUUUGAACCCGACGAGCCCAAACGAUCUCACUUGAACGUGACUUUUUUUUUUUGUUGUUUUUGUUUUUUUUUGUGCGCCACCUUGAUGGUCGCGUAACACAUUCCACCGGACGCAAACUGUUGGAGUAAACGGAUAAAAGGUAACGAACGUAACGACUAAGAACUGAACUCUUAAUAUGGGGAAAUAUGAUUCUCGACAUUCCUUGAGCAGCCAUUUUUUAAGCUCUUUUCAGCCAUUGGCUAGAACUUUUUUUUUGAGGGGGGGGAUUUACUGGACUAAUUCCACAUUGUCAUGGAUGAAGAUCACUGUUACAGACUGUUUUUUUUCCUGUGUAUUUUUCAAAAGUAUAUCACACAUUGUUUGUACUUUGUGGUACCAACAUUGUUCUCUCUUCUGACCUUGUUAUGAUUAACACAACCAACCCAAUAAUGUGAUGUUUUAUUGUUUUUGACUGAAUGUGAUCAUUUCCACGUGCGACUCCAGUACCUUUUGGCUUUUGUUUCAAUUUGAUAAUUUUGUGAUUAUUUUUAAAUGACGAAUGUGAUUCACCAGUUCUGUAAGUUGUAUGAAGAUGUAAAAUGUGAACGGUGCUCGCACGAGGCAUGAACCUGUCCUUGAUAUGUGAGAAUUUAGUCGAUAAUAGUACAUAACGAGCAAUCUUAGGUCACAACUUGAUACAGUUCUACUCUUCACUAAAAUGAGACUAUUUGGACUUUCACUAGAAUUGAUCAAUAUUCAAAAGUCGCUUUUCCACUGAUUUCCGUGCAUAUUUUGUGUAAAAAUCCCGCUCAAUUCUUGACUUGUUGAUCUUGUCUUGCUAUUUUGUUGCCCCCCACCCCCCACCCCCCCUGCUCCCACUGUGAAAACGCGCCAGCUUUCUGCGUUGUGUGCGUGGAAUCCCUCAGUUGCUGACCGAUUUGCUACCCAAAUAUCUCAAAUGUAAUUUUGUACUUGUGAAAUGAAGAUCUAAUUCUA
This is a messenger RNA of Syngnathoides biaculeatus (alligator pipefish), 3763 nucleotides long. RefSeq names its product erythrocyte membrane protein band 4.1 like 5 (gene epb41l5). Bases 273 to 2624 code for a protein of 783 amino acids. NCBI's taxonomy places the organism in Eukaryota, Metazoa, Chordata, Actinopteri, Syngnathiformes, Syngnathidae. Gene Ontology annotation, cellular component: cytoskeleton. The record is from RefSeq and is a predicted model, not a curated record. Gene Ontology annotation, molecular function: cytoskeletal protein binding. The transcript is spliced from 27 exons.